CGUUCGCGGAUGGUUUCGGGGACGUCACGGUUGGUGGAAACGCCACGAAGAUUUAUGAGGCGAUCAGGGAUGGCGAAUUACAGAAGGUGAUUGUGGAUAUCUUCCGUGAUAUAUAAUGUGGUGGGGGUGGGUGAUGGUGAAGUCCGCGAAUCCCCAAUUUCUUUCGUUGUAUCAUAGAUCCUUUUCACUCUUCAUUCACGCACAAAGAUACCCCCAUGUUGUUGCAAGUGGUUUAAAGCUGGGUUUCUUUGAUGAUUAAUUGUAGCCUUUUUUUUUUGUCUUUCUUUCCUUCCUUUCUUUGCGUGUACAUAUAUUUCUAGUCCUCGUUCUGUUAUGGACCUCAACGGUGUUACACUCCCCAGCUCAUUGUCAAGUUCAAUUUCACAACCAGCCGCACGAAGCGGAGAUGAGGGCUACACAUAGACUAAAUCAAGUCACGAUGGUACGGUCACUAACAUACGCCUGUUCCAGCCAAGGAAAUGACCAGUUGGCGCCCACUUAAUUCGCAAGCUGGCGUGGUUAAUCGAGA
Molecule: messenger RNA, 529 nt
Organism: Cantharellus anzutake
Lineage: Eukaryota; Fungi; Basidiomycota; Agaricomycetes; Cantharellales; Hydnaceae
Exons: 1
Source: RefSeq, a predicted model, not a curated record